AUGACAAACACCCUCAUCCGAUGGGACGACCCCAACGUCGAAUCGGGAGCAGGUGCCACCGAAGAUGAGCUGAUCCACGAAGUCGAGCGACAGAUCAACACGGCGCAAACCGCCGUCUGGGAGUGUCACCGACACGCCUUCUCCGGCACACACGUUAAAACCCAAGGCAUCGUCAAAGGUGAGCUAGAAGUGCUCCAAGGUCUCGACUCGCACCUCUACCAGGGUCUCUUCAAACAACCCGGAGCCAAAUUCCCCGUCGCCAUGCGCUAUUCGACAGAGACGACGGACCUGAUCGACGACCGCGUUCCGCAACCCCGCGGGAUUGGUUUGAAAGUGUUCGGCGCUCGCGGCCCAAAGCUGCGACAGGACAUGAAGGAUCCCGAGACGCAGGACUUUGAGUUCAACUCGUGCGCCUUUCUCGAGCUCGGCAACGCCCGGACGUGUCGUGACGUUAUCGCUCUGCGUCUGCUGCAUGGGGCUGACAACCAAGCGCUCGAUGCCGAUCUGAAGAAACGACCCGACUACAAGGUGCAGAACGCUCGAAACGUCGCGCCCAACGUCCACCUUGCCGCACAGCGUCAAUACUCCCAGGCGGCCAUCCGAUACGGCGACCAUGUGGUCAAGUACCGUCUGUUGCCGACCUCUGACGCGCAAAAGGAGCUGGCAAGCAAGACGGUCGGCGAGAAUGACCACGGCAACACAGUGCUCAAGGACUGGCUGCAGGACUACUUCCGUUCGAAGGCGGCCACUUACGAUUUCCAGGUGCAGUUCCUAGAGAAUCUGGACGAGCAGCCGAUCGAGGACGUGCGUGUGGAAUGGGACCAGCAAAAGUAUCCUUUCGUCACCGUGGCCAGGCUGACGCUGCCCCCGCAAGAAUCGUUUGCACCAAAGCGAGUGAGCUUCUGGGAAGAUCACAAUCGACUCGACGUUUGGCAUGGCCUUGUGGAGCACAAGCCACUCGGAUCGAUCAACCGCCUGAGAAAGGGUGUCUACAAGGCGUCGGCUGCUUUCCGCCGCAAAAUGAACGGCCGCGGAGAGAUUGUUGUCGACGAUGUUACGCAGAUUCCUGAUUAG
Sporisorium graminicola is the source of this 1074-nucleotide messenger RNA. RefSeq lists its product as uncharacterized. Gene Ontology annotation, molecular function: heme binding. Lineage: Eukaryota; Fungi; Basidiomycota; Ustilaginomycetes; Ustilaginales; Ustilaginaceae. The record is from RefSeq and is a predicted model, not a curated record. The transcript has a single exon. Bases 1 to 1074 code for a protein of 357 amino acids.